AUGAAGUUAACACUAUAAUCAACACAAUUAAGAAAUCCUUAACAAGCUUAUACAGGUUUAAUGUAUGGCUCAAUUGAUUAAGUUGAUAAAUUAAAAAAAGAGAAUAAAAUAGUUGAAAGUGAAAAACUUUUUGUGUUAUUGAAUGGUUACACAUUUAUAUUAGAAGGAGUAUUACUUAAUUAUGAAUAUAAUAAUAGGAUAGAGAAUAUAGAAUGAAUGAGAUUGCUGCAAACAGAUAUUAAAGAGAAUUUUUAGAAAUGACAAUUAAUUAAGAUGUUGAAUUACAAGUAUUCAAAUUGCCUAGAGAUAAAGUGUAUAGAUUAGGAGUAUUGAAUUUAGAGAUUGAUAUAUAAUAAAUUUAAAAUGGAGGAAAUUAAUUGGAAUUAGAUGAUGAUGAAUUUGCUAAUGCAUUUAAAAGUUAAUUUAAGGGAUAAUUUUUUAAGACUGGUUAGGUGUAAUUAUUUCAAAAUAAUGAGAAUAAUUAUUUAAUCAAAGUAAUUUAAUUACAAUGAUAGGUAACAAGAACAGAAAAUUUGAAUGUUGGAGUAGAUUCAAAUUUAGUAAGAUUUGGAGGUGGAGGAAUGUUGAUUGAUGAAACAGAAAUAGAAUUUAGUGUAAGAUCUGGUAUAUCUUAAAUAAAGAUGAAAAAUGUAUAAAAGAAAUAAACAAAUUUAUUUAGAGAAGAUUUUAAUUUUGAUAAAUUAGGAGUAGGAGGACUUGAUAAAGAAUUAGCAAAUAUAUUUAGAAGAGCAUUUUCAUCAAGAAGAUUUCCAUAAUAAUUUUUAGAGAAAUAUGGGAUUAAACAUAUUAAAGGAUUAUUAUUAUAUGGUCCACCUGGAACAGGAAAAACAUUGAUUGCAAGAUAAUUAGCAAAAGUUUUGAGAGCUAGACCUCCAAAGAUUGUUAAUGGACCAGAAAUAUUUAGUAAAUUUGUAGGAGAAGCAGAGGAAAAUAUUAGAAAAUUAUUUGAAGAUGCAAUAAAGGAUUAAGAAACUUUAGGAGAUGAUAGUGAUUUACAUAUAAUUGUAUUUGAUGAAAUGGAUGCUAUUUGUAAAUAAAGAGGAUCAGUUUCAUCAGGUGUAGGUGCAUAUGAUAAUGUUGUUAAUCAAUUAUUAUCAAUGAUAGAUGGUGUUAAUUCUUUAAAUAAUAUUCUUGUGAUUGGUAUGACAAAUAGAAAAGAUUUAAUUGAUGAAGCUGUAUUAAGACCUGGAAGAUUUGAAGUACAUAUAGAAGUUGGAUUACCAGAUGAAAAUGGUAGAUUAUAAAUAUUAUAAAUUCAUACUGAAAAUUUAAGAAAGAAUUAAGCUUUACAUAAUGAUGUAAAUAAUGAAGAAUUAGUAACAUUAAUGAAAAAUUAUACAGGGGCUGAAAUUGAGGCUGUAGUUAAAUCAGCAUCAUCAUUUGCUUUUUAAAGAAUGUAGAAUAUUUAUAAUUUUUCAUAAAAAUUAAGUUAGAAAGAAGAUUUUAGAAUAACUAGAGCAGAUUUUUAAAAUGCUUUAGAAGAAGUGAAACCUUAAUUUGGAUUUGAUUCAAAUAAAUUUGAUUUGUUAUUAAAAAAUGAAUUAAUUGAUUAUGGAGAAGAAUUUUAAAAAUUAUAGAAAAUGCUUAGAAAUACAAUAAAUCAAACUCGUUUUGGUAAGAGUUCAAAAUUAAAUUCAAUUCUUUUGGAAGGAUGUUAAGGUUCAGGUAAAACAAGUAUUGCUGCUUAUUUUGCAGUAGAAUGUGGAUUUCCAUAUGUAAAAUUAAUAUCACCAGAAUGUUUUAUUGGUAUGACAGAAGAUGCUAUAAUAAAUAAAAUUAGUAAGAUAUUCAAUGAUGCAUAUAAAUCCACUCUUUCUUGUAUAGUUAUUGAUAGUAUUGAGAGAUUAAUAGAAUAUGUUGAUAUUGGACCAAGAUUUUCUAAUGCAAUUUUAUAAACACUUUUAGUAUUAAUUAAAAGAUUACCAGAUAAAGUAUUUAAAUUAUUUAUAUAUAUAGUCAUAAAAUAAAUUAUUAAUAGUAGGAACAACUUCAACUUAUUAAAUUUUGAAAUAAUUAGGUGUUGUUUCAUGUUUCAAUUUAACUUUUUAGAUACCAAAUCUUACAAAAAGUGAAGAAAUAAAGGCUGUAAUCUAUAAUUAUAUGAAUAUUGCAGAAAAACAUAAUGUAACUAAUAAACAUAAAAAACAAUUAAAUUAAAAAUAAUAAGCAUAGAUUGAUAAAAUUUGUUAAACAAUUAAUAAAAUUCCAAUUAAAAGAUUGUUAAUGUUAUUAGAUAUGGUUUGUACUGAUGAGAAUGAAUUGGAUUAUUAAGAAUUUAUGGCAUGUUAUUAAAUGGCUCAAAUGAAUCAUGAAUGAUUUUUAUUUUAUUUUAUAAUUAAUUAAAAUUUAUUAAGAGUAAUUUUCAAAAUAUUAAUCAAGAAUUUUAUAUAGUUUUAAUAAAAGGAUUAAUAGUGAAAAGAAAGAAUAUAGUAAUAAAAAACUUAUACCAAUAUCAAAAUGUUCUAAAAAUGGAAUAAUCUAAGAUGAGUUAGUUGUGAUCAAGAUCUUUUAAAUACAUAUUUUUUAGAUUGGAGUAAGAUUGAUAGUUUUUCUUUAUAUGGUAUUGAUGAAUGCUCCAGAAUAUUAAUAAGUAAAUGUGAGUUUUACAGUUUGUUAGAAUGGUUCAAGUAAUUAUUGUUAUUUUAUAAUAAAGAACCUGAUGUCGUUUGUGCUUUUUAAGAUACCAUUCAAAAAGUUUUAAAUAGAUAUUAUACACUUUUAAUUGACAUCAUACCAUAUAUCAUUAAUUUACAAGAUUUCCUCUAACGACAAACUCCAAAAGUAGAAGACAUUCACACAACCAUAUCAGCCAAAGUAACUAAAGAUGUUGAAAUAUUUAAGUAACUUAUUAUAACAAUAACUGAUUAUGGUUAUUUCCAAUAAGAACUACUUAAAGAAAUUGUUGCAUUCAUCAUAGUAAUAGAGAAAAUGUGGAACCAAAAGUCUAUUAUUAGAUAUUAAUAAGAUAAAGAAAUAAUUGAUUUAAAUACUGAUACAUCUUUGGCAAAUGUUGUUAUUUGUCUCUCUGAUACUGAAAAAAUUAGUUAUUGA
Molecule: messenger RNA, 3072 nt
Organism: Paramecium primaurelia
Lineage: Eukaryota; Ciliophora; Oligohymenophorea; Peniculida; Parameciidae
Source: the annotation of a GenBank genome assembly